Rotaria socialis is the source of this 2106-nucleotide messenger RNA. NCBI's taxonomy places the organism in Eukaryota, Metazoa, Rotifera, Eurotatoria, Philodinida, Philodinidae. The record is from the annotation of a GenBank genome assembly.
AUGAUCUACAAUCAAAUCGUAGUGCAAUCGAAAUUAGAGUUUCCACAAGAAAAUAAUGAAAAAAUAUUAUUUGCUCGUUAUGAACAAUCGGUAUCACGCGAUUACGUGCGACAAAUGAGACGUGUUGAUAACGAGAAAGCAAUAAAAUCAGCAACUUAUUCAACGAUGGGCGAUACAGCUAUAACAGCGCAUGCAAGUGCAGCAGGUACUAGUGAAAUUACAAGUACAACUGCAUCAAACACAGUUGAAGCUACAACAUCUACUGGAACAAGUUUCAAGUGGAGUACUACUCGGGAUCCAAACUUCUGCCAAAAUGCAUCACAUUUCUUCCAAAGCGGCCAAUGUAGAGAAAGGAAUACAACUAGGGAAAAUGCGAUAAAUACUCUGCAGAAUACUACAGAUCCUAGUGUCAUUGCCGCGGGACUUUCGUCAUAUAUAAGUGCAGUGACUGAUUCAAAUGUAUCAUCGACUUCACAAAAUACUUUAACCGUAGAUAAAAUUGAUAAUUAUCUUACUAUUAUAAACAGUACAGAUUUAACAAAACAGACCACUGACUCCAUCCUUGUGGCAAAGUCAGUAGAACAAGAAAAUAGUACAAUCGUUGUAGGUGCAUCAUUCACAACUGGUGUUGGCGGCAAAGUUAUCGAUUCAUCAAAUAUAAACAAUGUGAAUACGCCGAAUGUUUCAGCAGCAGCUAUACUUAGUAAGCAAUCUUUAAUCGGUGUCCGCUCGUUAAAUGUGCUAAUAUUUGAUAAACCUACUACGUACAUAAAUGUAGACAACACAACAAAUAAAACACUUGCAUCAUCCAUUAUCAUGGUGGCAUUGCGAAGAAAUGAUGCGACAUCAGCUCCGAUUGACAUAUCUCUUUAUUUUAAAGUUUUAUCGGAUUUUGAACCUAAGAUUGCCGCAGAUUAUUUUUGUUCCUUCUAUGAUACAAGCAAUCACAUAUGGAAUGAAUCUGGUUGUACAAAACCUGCUUAUGAUGAGCAAUUCAAACGAUAUGAGUGCCGUUGCAAUCAUACUACUACAUUCGCUCUUGUUUGGUUGCCUAAGACACGUCUUACCCGUUACCUUAAUUCACAAGAUAUUGCAUCUUUGGUAUUUCAAUCAAUUUCAAUUUUAUGCUUUCUUGCGGUUGUGCUUCAUACAAUUUUGACACGAAUUCAAAAUCCAAUAAUGAGUUUACAAACAUAUGAUUUACUCCCGUUGAUGUCAUAUGCGGCAACAAUGAUUGUUUUUAUUUUCUUCAUUGCUCUUGCAAUGACAACUUACGCAAAAACAUCUUCGGAAGAUCAAACAAGUUGUUUCCUAAGUUCAAGUGUUUUAAUGUUUUUCGUUUAUUUCUUUUUAAUUUUCAUGUUUUGCAUCAAGACGAGUGUUGCAUAUUUUAAUUAUUUACGGUUCGUUCGUUUAUUUCCUGCACCAUCAUAUCGACGAUUGUUUAUCAUGAUUUUGAUUUCAUUUUUUAUAUCUAUUAUAUGGGUCAGUGUCGCAGCUGGACUUAAUUCCAAUCCAUCAUACAACAUUACUCAAUUGUAUCCGUAUAAACUUUGUUGGUUUACUCGCGAUGUUAUUUACUACUUUCUAACCAUACCUGUUGGUGUCUUCCUUUUCUUGAAUAUCUUAAUAUUCAUUCUUGUAGCUCAUCGUAUAAUCGAACACGUCAGAAAUGCAACAUCACCUCAUCAAUCAUAUGAACGAAUGAAACGAUGUGUGAUUAUUUUACUUUUAUCCAGUGUUACACAAGGCAUUGGUUGGCUUUUCGGCCCAUUUCUUACAAUUGUCGAUGAAAAAGCGGGCAAUAUUUUAGGCUGGUUUUUUAUUAUUUUCAACGGAUUGGAAGGUCUAUGGAUUAUUUUGUUAUAUUUAAUAAUUCGAUCACAACAUUCAGACGAACAAAACCGUAAAUUAGGAGCCGGAAAAUUACAGAACGAAAAUGACUCAACGCUGCAUACAUACAAAAAACCUGUUGAGCAAGAGAAUAAAAAUGAAGUUAAUAACAUAAGAAUGGAAAUGCCAGUUCAAGAUCAGAGUAAGGAAAAACAGACUACAGAUUCAUCUGAUCAGUUUCAUGACCAAACGGCAAACUACUAUUAUCAAUAG